This is a messenger RNA of Lathyrus oleraceus (garden pea), 1173 nucleotides long. RefSeq lists its product as uncharacterized. The record is from RefSeq and is a predicted model, not a curated record. The coding region runs from base 1 to 1173 and encodes 390 amino acids. The transcript has 4 exons. Lineage: Eukaryota; Viridiplantae; Streptophyta; Magnoliopsida; Fabales; Fabaceae.
AUGGAGCGUCCAAUGGGACAAAAAGCAGCAAAAAGGAAGGGUAAGGCAUCAAAAAUUCCAAAUGCAACGCAAGAUGCAAAGAAUAAAAGAGCAAUAAUAAUGGACAGACUUGCGCAAGCUAAGGAGGACGAGCUAGAAUUAAGGGUAGUGCAAAUGAUGAUGAAAGACACUUCUACUAUGAACGAUAAUCAACGAGAUAUUCAUGAAAAAUAUUAUAAUUACGAUCAAGAAUUUUGGGAGUUGGUUGAAGAAGAAUUUAUGGACGACAGUGAUGAAGAACAACAACUUCAGAAUGAACGUCGAUCUGGAAGUUCCUCUAGGCCAAAGAGAAGAACAACGGUAGAUCGAGGUCGUGAAGAAGGGCACAAUCGAUUAUUCAAUGACUACUUCUCGGAAAACCCAGUAUACACAGAUGUUCAAUUCCGAAGAAGGUUCAGAAUGCAUAGGCAUGUAUUUCUUAGAAUUGUAGAUGCCCUUGGAAAUCAUGAUGAAUAUUUCCAAAUGAGGGUCGAUGCAACUGGUAAAAUGGGUCUUUCACAAUUGCAGAAAUGUACAUCUGUUAUUCGUAUGUUGGCGUAUGGGUCUCAUGCUGACCUUGUAGACGAAUAUGUUCGAAUCGGUGAAAGCACUUCAAUUGAGUGCUUAGAAAGAUUUGUUAAGGGUGUCAAUGUUGUAUUUGGCGCUGAGUAUUUGAGAAAGCCUAACAACACUGAUGUUGAACAUCUUUUACAAAUGGGAGAGUCACGUGGCUUUCCAGGUUCAAACAAUGACAUUAAUGUGCUAAACCAAUCCAACGUGUUUAACGAUAUUUUGGAAGGACGUGCUCCCAAUGGAGAAAAGAAAAAAUUAUUUGCUCAACAUCAAGAAUCGGCUAGAAAAGAUGUGGAGCGAGCAUUUGGAGUGCUUCAAUCUCGAUUUGCAAUUAUACGUGGCCCAGCGCGUGCCUGGCACAUGGACACUCUCAAGCAUACCAUAUAUGCCUGCAUCAUAUUGCACAACAUGAUUGUGGAAGACGAACGACAUACAUAUGGAGGUAAUUUUGAUUACUCUUAUGAUAAUGUGGAUAUCAAUAACUCAACAACUGAAACAUUUAGCGGUCCUCAUCCGAAUCUUGCAACAAGACUACAAAGAAGAGCAAGUAUUCAAGAAAAACAAGUUCAUCGUAAACUUUAA